GGACCGCCUCCGUCAUGAAAUUCGCGGGGACCGCUGCGCUCGUCUCUCUCCGCCGUAUUGGUGCCGCCGUGCUGGCGCUUCUCCUGAUUGGAUACGUCUGGCCCGGGGAGGCGGGACCCGUCAGUCAGCCGCUCAGCAAAGUUUUGAGGAGUCCGGCGACCUAUCAGGCCGCAGAGGAAGUCUCGCUGCAUGCUCAGCACUCUGAGACAGACGAGGAAUCCAACAUAAGACUGAAUGUUCCGGUCCACAGUGAUAUGGAUCACAUGAGCGUCUGCUGCCUCCACGCCAACAUCCUGGACUUCUAUGUGAACACCAUCUUCAAUCACCUUAGCGACCAAUAUCCCAGAUUGCACCAGCUGCACUCCGACCUCAGCAGAGCCAGCUUGGACCUGAAGGAACACGGAUGCAACUUGGUGCGCUACAGAGACCACCAGCACGUUGUGCAGUUUCGGAAUAAGCUGGCCAAGAUGGAACACGGGCGAGGCCUGAUCAAGGCGAUGAGUGAGAUGAACAUUCUCUUUGCGUAUCUGCACGACAGCUGUGUGAGCGCCACUCACUGAAGCACAAUUACAACCUUAUUUAUUGUCUUAUUGAACCUAUUUAUGAUUUUUACCAUGGAGAUGUACGUGACAGCAUUUGACAUCAAAUAAACUUGCUUCUUACAACAAAUAAAAAAAGACCUCCUGUCAUGUGUCACCUUUCGACGGCCAAUCAAAAGCCUCCAAAACAGGCGGCCGGCUUUUUAAAGGGCCGCUACGCACGCACGCACGCACGCACGAACGGCCCGUUGUUGAGUUGGCCGUAAGGUCGUCGGCGCCUACCCGGGGACGCGAUCACCACCACCCUUUGGUGGACGUCACCGGGGAGAGAUGUUGAAAGAGUUCUGUCUGGCCCUUUUGGCCCUGGGAUUCUAAAGGCAGAUGACUGGUACGGGUUACCCUGACCCUAACCCUGGUCUACCAUCCGCUGUCUCAGGUGUUGGAAGCGGUGCCCCAUCAUCAUUAUGCGUUGUUGGGACGAGCUGGUGUUGACCUUAACACGAGAUGCUGU
Molecule: messenger RNA, 1050 nt
Organism: Syngnathoides biaculeatus (alligator pipefish)
Lineage: Eukaryota; Metazoa; Chordata; Actinopteri; Syngnathiformes; Syngnathidae
Gene: il22
Product: interleukin 22
Exons: 5
Coding region: 15-560 (181 amino acids)
Source: RefSeq, a predicted model, not a curated record